Molecule: messenger RNA, 1185 nt
Organism: Dipodomys ordii (Ord's kangaroo rat)
Lineage: Eukaryota; Metazoa; Chordata; Mammalia; Rodentia; Heteromyidae
Product: mas-related G-protein coupled receptor member A-like
Exons: 3
Coding region: 1-1185 (394 amino acids)
Biological process (GO): G protein-coupled receptor signaling pathway
Cellular component (GO): membrane
Molecular function (GO): G protein-coupled receptor activity
Source: RefSeq, a predicted model, not a curated record
AUGGCCUUCAUAGCCCACAUUCCUACCAGCAUUCAUAUCAUCUGCAUCUUCACCAGAAUUACCCCUGAAAUGUGGAACAAAGAAGUGGACUCUGCUAUUGCCCAGCCUGAGAAAAGCUCUUCUCCACAACAGGUCAUAUCUGCAACUCUGAACAGGAAAAUGGAAGAAAGGGCUACCAUUGGUGAGAUUCCAAGUAUGCAACCAACCACACCAGCCUUGAUUACAGAAGUAUCAGGAACGUAUGACAAUAACCACAUCUAUAAUAGAACUUGUGUCAUGGAGAAGACAAUUUUCCAGUGGUUGAGUGGCAUCACUGAUGUGAUUGGACUGGCAGGAAAUGCAGCUGUGAUCUGGCUCCUGGGCUUCCGAAUGCACAGAAAUGCCAUUUCAGUUUACAUUCUAAACCUGGCUGUGGCUGACUUUCUCUACCUCUGCUUUGAUGUUAUUGCUGAUGUGCAAAAAUUCACUACCAAUUUCCUUUACAGCAAUAGCUAUCUCUAUUUUGUCUUCCAAUUUGAAUUGAUGAGUUCUUAUGCAGCAGGCCUGAGCUUCCUCAGUCUUAUUAGCCUGGAGCGCUGCCUGUCUGUCCUAUGUCCCAUAUGGUACCGGUGCCACCGCCCAAGUCAUGCAUCAUCCUACAUGUGUGUGCUUCUCUGGGCACUGUGUCUGACGUUUAUUUUUCUGCAAUCUUAUUACUGUGAAAUCGAAAAGAACUUGUAUCAUCAGAACUGGUGUCUGUCAUUUAGGCUUUCCAUUGCUGGAUACUUGCUAUUUUUAUUAGUUAUUCUUUCAGGGUCCAACCUUGCUCUGAUGGUGAGGAUGUUUUGUGGCUCCCAACGCAGGUCACUGACCAGGUUGUAUAUGACUGUCCUGCUCACAGUGCUGGUCUUCAUCAUCUGUGGCCUGCCCUGUGGAAUCCUCUUCUUCCUAAUAUACAGGCUCACUAUUAAUUUUCAUUACCUCCCAUGCUAUCUUCAUGAGCUUUUAUUUUUCCUCUCUUCUGUUAACAGCUGUGGCAACCCCAUCAUUUACUUCUUUGUUGGCACCUUCAGGCAGCGGCAAUGGCAGACUCUCAAGCAGGUUCUGCAGAGGGCUCUGCAGGACACUCCUGAAGACAGUGAAUUAGCAGGCAGCCUUUCUCCAGACAUUCUGGAGAUGUCAGGAAGCAGAGUGGAGCCAUGCUAA